Messenger RNA from Besnoitia besnoiti, 543 nucleotides. RefSeq names its product putative 60S ribosomal protein L27. The transcript is spliced from 4 exons. NCBI's taxonomy places the organism in Eukaryota, Apicomplexa, Conoidasida, Eucoccidiorida, Sarcocystidae. Gene Ontology annotation, cellular component: mitochondrial large ribosomal subunit. Gene Ontology annotation, molecular function: structural constituent of ribosome. Bases 1 to 543 code for a protein of 180 amino acids. The record is from RefSeq and is a predicted model, not a curated record.
AUGGAACGUGUGUUUUCUCUCCGUACCUCUUUGCUGCCGGUUUCGGCGCCCUCCUCUCGAGCCCCGCUCUUUCCAUUCGCGCGGACAGCACGCCGACCACUGCGGAGGGAGUCACCGGCUCUCGCGCCGUGGAGGUGGCAAGCGGUCCCAACUGAGGCUCCACUCACGAACCCGCAGAGACGCAGCGAGCCGAGGGAACUGCAAAGCGACGCCCCUGAGCCGCCGAGCCCCUUUUCAGGGUCGGGGGGGCGGUCUUUCUUCGCUCUCUCUGCACCCCGACUUGCGAAGGUGGGCCCUUCGAAGGGGCGCGGCCCGCUGCUGGCAAAGUACGCGUCGAGCGGCUUCAAGAAGGGCUUUGGAGCUGUCGGUUUGGGCCGCCACACGAAGAAAGGUUUUUUCAUCAUCAACCCAAUGCUCGUCCCCAUGUUCAAAGUCCCCGACCUCUCCAACUGCAACCUGAAGUGCUACGUCGCCCCCGACGCGUACCGCGUGGUGCAGCAGAGCUUCAGCAAGCAGAAGAUCGACGACGGCGAAGACUUUUGA